Pneumocystis jirovecii RU7 is the source of this 966-nucleotide messenger RNA. RefSeq lists its product as uncharacterized. Gene Ontology annotation, molecular function: structural constituent of ribosome. The record is from RefSeq and is a predicted model, not a curated record. Gene Ontology annotation, biological process: mitochondrial translational initiation. Gene Ontology annotation, cellular component: mitochondrial small ribosomal subunit. The transcript has a single exon. The coding region runs from base 1 to 966 and encodes 321 amino acids. NCBI's taxonomy places the organism in Eukaryota, Fungi, Ascomycota, Pneumocystomycetes, Pneumocystales, Pneumocystaceae.
AUGGAUCCAGGAAAUUAUUAUCAGCUUUUAAGAGGAUCACGCUUAGUAGCACUUCCACAAGCAAUUGGAAAACGGACAUCAGAAAAGUAUUAUCCAACACAUCAAAUUAUAAAAUCACCUCCUAGUUCUCAUUUCCGAGGAAAUUGGGGUCUUAAACGUGAUAUGCCGCAGAUCAGAGCCUCAUAUAUUUCUAUUGAUUCACUUGAUACACUACAACAUCAAACACCUUUUGAAAGUGGAAACAAUAAAUUUAACUUUCUUCAACGCUGGAAGGAAAUGAGAAUACAUUUAUAUACAACAAAAUUAAUAAACAAUAAUAAAAAGGAAGAAAAAGAUCUUAAAAAUACUCUAAAAACACCAAUUUCGCCUUUUGUACCAGUUAAAAUAUCUAAAAAAAACGCGUUACACAAAAACAUAUCAGACAUGUCGUUUAAAGAAUUUAAAAAAUAUAUUCAAAAAUUGAAAGCAAAAAAAGAGCAUUUCAUACAAUUUGUAAUUCAACAACAAAAAGAGUCUUUAUUUGAAUAUCAACAGACAAAACUUCCUCACUUUUCUAAAUCAAUUGGAUUACAAAAAACAUACUUUUUGAUAAAUAAAUAUAUUGGGGAUUUUUUAAACAUUCCAGAAAACAAUCAAAAAGUUCAAAAAACUCUUCCAAAUUCAGGACUAGAUUAUUGCACUGAUGGCUAUCUUUCGCCUAUUGUAGAGUUUAGGUCAAGAAACAGAUCAUUUCCAGCCCGUAUAUUGUCUAAAAAACCAGACGAUAAAAAGGUUCUUUUUGGAGGAAUAGUUGCUUAUGUUUUAGGAAAAAAUACAAUACCUAAAUCUAUUAAUGGAAUAAAAGAAAUCCGUGAAGGAAUUGUUCCAGUAGUUCCUAAAUUUGCACAAAUAUCACCUGAAGGAAAAUUACAAGUCUAUGUAACGUUUUUAGAUUCAAUUAAAGAUUGCAAAUCAUCUAAAUGCUAA